This is a messenger RNA of Lactuca sativa (garden lettuce), 801 nucleotides long. RefSeq lists its product as uncharacterized. The record is from RefSeq and is a predicted model, not a curated record. NCBI's taxonomy places the organism in Eukaryota, Viridiplantae, Streptophyta, Magnoliopsida, Asterales, Asteraceae.
AUGCAGAUCGAGGAUUAUCGAAACCGAAGGAUGUCUCUAGCAGAGUACAAUGACUUUCACUCGAUUGACAGGGAACUGUAUGCAACUCUUGUAUACGAUCUAUGGCGUGACCCCAUUGAAGCUAUACAAAUGAUGGCCAUAUGGAUCUGGUUUGAGAGGAUGAGCAUCGGGUUUCCUAACUUAACUCGGAGAAUCCUAACUCUCCCUUUUCAGUGGAUCGACAAGAUUGGAGAUGAAGCCUUGUUGUGUUGGGCAUGCAUUGAUAACAUAUCUCUCUUGUUUUCCGCUUCAGUUAUGGAUUUUCCUUUGACCAGUUUACUCCUCAAAAAAGAUAUGCCCAUUGAGUUCUUACGCAAGUUCCGAGAGGUUUCUAUUGUUGGUAUCAAUGACGUUAUCACUAUUGUUUGUGCUACUUGUUUCAAGGAUAUAUGGGAUGGAGCCAUUGCUAGAAAUGCCCACAUGGAUCUACUUCAAUGCAUGAGUAGCAUCGAACCUGUAACUCCAACCAAAACGACGAAGACCCAACCAGACGAUCGGACUUUGUUUGUAACCUUUUCGAGAGGGUACCCUGUGGCUGAGUGGGAAGUAAGAGAGUUCUUUAAUGGACUCUUUGGAGAUUGUAUUGAGUCGUUUUACAUGCAAGAAGCCGCGGCGGGUGAACACGCUUUGUUUGCUAAGAUUGUGUUGAAUAACAUAUCCUUCAUUCAUGCAGUUCUCAGCGGUGGAACGAAAGCAAAGUUUACCAUUAAUGGAAAGCAUGUAUGGAUGCGAAAGUUCAUCCCCAGAGACCAGAGAGGAUGA